Messenger RNA from Lagopus muta (rock ptarmigan), 2621 nucleotides. Its product is annotated as ras GTPase-activating-like protein IQGAP1. Gene Ontology annotation, molecular function: GTPase activator activity; calmodulin binding; actin filament binding. The record is from RefSeq and is a predicted model, not a curated record. Gene Ontology annotation, biological process: regulation of actin cytoskeleton organization; regulation of GTPase activity. Gene Ontology annotation, cellular component: nucleus; cytoplasm. NCBI's taxonomy places the organism in Eukaryota, Metazoa, Chordata, Aves, Galliformes, Phasianidae.
GUCUUUGUGGUGUUGGCUUUUGUGGACACGUGCUGUAUGGGAACUGCGGAGUCAUGGCCUGAACCUCUGAUUGAUCACCUGAGGCGAGCAGUGAGUCAGGCAGAGGAGCACAGGUGAAGGCAAUGCAGCAUUGCUGCUGGAAGGGGUGCAGCCAGGCUACAGCCCUCCUAGACCUGUUUAAGAGCUGGCUCCCAGUGGGGAAGGAUCUCGUCUGGAGAUCUGCUCUGCUGGAGUUUUGUAAGUGAGCCCAGGAUAGGGGUAAGCCUUCUAUUUAUUCUCCUUUUGUUAGCUUAGUCUGCUUUGUCAAACUCUCUUGUUUAUUUCAUAAUGACAACAUCUUAAUAGUCAUUGAUUAUACACGUGCACUAAGUACUUUUUCUUGUUUUAGACUACUCCAACAUACUUGGCCAAGCUGAUUUUGCAGAUGCCUCAAAACAAACCCACAGAGUUCAUGGAUUCAGCCAUCUUCACGCUGCAUAACUACGCAUCCAGUCAGAGAGAGGAAUCUCUGCUGUUGUGGCUGUUGCAAAUAGCAUUGCAGGAAGAGAUCAAGUACGUUGUAGCGUAGGACACAGCCUUGCUGUUGCCUCAGUUUGGGCCGCUGCUGAAAUUGAAGCUGUUCUUGUGUGAUGUCCCGUGCUCAUUUGCUGAUAAUGCUGAACUGUCCCUGCCUUCUGCUCAAGCUGUUUGGCGUCAGUCCUUUCUGUAACCUGGAAGGAGAAGGAAUUACCUUUGUUCUUUAGGAUUAAAGCCAUUUUUCUUUAGCCAAUGCUUUGUUGCUCAGGGAGGCACUAUUUUUGAUCUACUGCAGUGCUUUCCUAAGAUUCAGUCCCAUCUAAGUUCUCUGCUGUCUAGUAAGAAGGACUUGGCACAGACUGCGAGCUUGGGCUUUACAGGCCAGAGUGAAGCUGACGCGAAGGUCACUGUUUUCCAAAACUGAUGAGGAGGCUGAAAAUCAGAUGCUGUCUGGUUUGGGUUUUUUACUGGCUGUCAGGCUUAAGGAUUCUGGCUGUCCUUUGGCAUAAUGGAGUUGAUUGUCACUUAGGAGUUUGGUGUUUAUGACUUCUGGCUGAUACGGAGCUUGACAACUUGCUAGGAAGACCAAAUACAUACAAUGUUGGAGGCAGUCAUGCCUUUUUUGAUGCUUUUAAGUAUGAGGAUGGUAUGUGCCCUCCAACAGAUGCGCUCUUUCAACCGUGGUGCCCGUGGUCAGAACGCACUGAGGCAGAUCUUGGCCCCCGUUGUGAAGGAAAUUAUUGAGGACGAAUCGCUCAACGUCAGAACGGAUCCAGUGGAUAUUUACAAGUCCUGGGUUAACCAGAUGGGAUGUCAGAAUGGUGAGGCCGGCCAGUUGCCGUACGAUGUUACACCUGAACAAGCUCUUAAUCAUGGUGAGGUGAGGACGCACCUGGAUGCUUCAAUCCGAGAUGUGAAGGCAGUGACAGACAAGUUCCUGUCUGCCAUCGGUUCAGCUGACCAAAUCCCUUACGGGAUGCGUUUCAUCGCCAAGGUACUGAAAGACUCCCGGCAUGACAAGUUUCCUGAUGCUGGCGAGGAUGAGCUUCUGAAGAUUGUUGGCAACUUACUCUAUCACCGCUACGUGAAUCCGGCCAUGGUUGCACCAGAUGCAUUUGACCUAAUGGAUCUUUCAGCUGGAGGGCAGCUGACUACAGAUCAACGAAGAAACCUUGGUUCUGUUGCAAAGAUGCUGCAGCAUGCUGCGUCCAGUAAGAUGCUCAUGGGAGACAGUGCACAUCUGAGCAUUGUGAAGGAAUACUUGUCACAGUCGUCCCAGAAAUUCAGACACUUUUUUCAGGUUGCUGGCGCGGCUCCUGAAUUGCAGGAUCAAUUCAAUAUUGAUGAGUAUUCUGGCUUGGUGACUCUCACUAACCCAGUUAUUUGUAUUUCUGUUGGUGAAAUCAUCAGUACACACACUCUGCUCUUGGACCAUCCAGAUGCAAUUGCUCCCGAGCAUCAUGAUCCCAUUCGUGAAUUGCUGGAUGACCUUGGAGAAGUUCCUUCAGUGGAGUCCUUAACAGGUCUCAGGGGAUGGAUAGAAGGACACAGCUUUCAGGAGGAUGCUUGGACAUCAAAAUAGUUCCCUGGGUGUUGCUCCUCAAGAAAAGCGAAGGGUCUGGCGACAUUAAUGACCCAAACAGGGAGAGGCUGGCGAAGACAGAGGUUUCUCUCCCGCUCACUGAUAAAUGCGAUGUUCCUGGUGGUGGAAGUGCGGAGAUGGAUGCUAGGACAGUGCUGCUGAAGGAAGUGAGAGAUGAACUGGCUGAUGUAUUUCUUAAGAGAAGAGGGAGACCAGAACCUGGAUUUUCUUGCUGUUCUGUUUGUGCAAGUAGGAGAACUGAAGUUUAAAUUGAGCAAAGGUGGUGCUAUGACUCAAAGUCCAUUGAGGUCGUAGCCAUUUCUUUCAGAUGCUGUAGCUGUUAAAUUUGUGCUUGAAGGUUCUUUGUCAGUGAAGAAUUUGUCACUCUGUAAAAGUGUAUCUGGGAUAAUUCUGGAGGAGAAAAAUUACCAGAACAGAAAAUAUUCCAAGUGUGAGCAGGUCUGAUGGCAGCAGUUAAAUUUACUGUUGUACGGAUGAUUUGUGGGGAUUAUUGUGAAUAACC